Solanum lycopersicum (tomato) is the source of this 1347-nucleotide messenger RNA. The record is from RefSeq and is a predicted model, not a curated record. Lineage: Eukaryota; Viridiplantae; Streptophyta; Magnoliopsida; Solanales; Solanaceae.
UAUGAUCACUUUCAAUUAUUACAACUACCUCCCUCCAACUGCUACCAUGCAUGACUUUAAAACUCGUUUGGUAUUAGGGAUAAAUGAUAACUAAUUUCGAUAAUCAAUUUUAGAACGAGUUUAUCUCAGUUAUCUGAUUAUGCACAAAUCUAAUAAACAAUUCUUAACAUCCAUGUGGCUAUAAAAUGUUUGAGACUUGGUAAUAUUAAAUAUAACAUAUCAUUAAUAGUAAAAACAGAAGGUCUAACUUAAAAUAUUUUUGACUCGAGAAUAUGUGAUUCUCUUUGAAACGGACUAAUAAGGAAAUAUUAUGCAAUAUGAGUAGUAGUUCUUCUAUAAAAGCUCAACAAGAGCACCCCAAUCAUCAUCUAUUUUUUUUUAAAAAAAAUGUCUAACUACUUCCUCAUUUCCCUUCUCACCCUCUCUCUCUUCCUGGUGGUUACCACCAUUGAGUCGGCGGAGCUGUUUGUCCCCGCCGGCUGUCCUUUGCCUGACCAUAACCUUAAUUACCGGCCAGUCAUCGGGAUUAUCAGUCAUCCCGGUGACGGAGACUCCGGUCGAAUAAAUAAUUCGACCGGAGUGUCCUACAUUGCUGCUUCGUAUGUGAAGUUAGUUGAAUCAGGGGGUGCUAGGGUCAUUCCACUUCUUUUUGAUGAUUCACCUCAACUUCUCAAUCAAAAACUCAACCUAGUAAAUGGAGUGAUUUUCCCAGGAGGGUGGGCUAAGAAAGGACACUAUUUUGAGACUAUCAAAGCAAUUUUUGGGAAAGUUUUGGAGAAGAAUGAUGCCGGAGAACAUUUCCCUCUCCUUGCCAUCAACCAUGGAUUUGAGCUUUUGAUGAUGAUCGUAUCCAAGGACAACAACAUUCUUGAGAAAUUCAGUGUAUCAAAUCAGGCAACCAAACUUCAUUUUGUGGAAACUGUAAAUAUUGAAGAUACAAUAUUUGGGAGGUUCCCACCUACAUUAGUAAAGAAGUUGAGUAAAGAAUGUCUUGUGCUACAAAGUCAUAAGUAUGGUUUAUCACCAGAAAAAUUUCAAGCAAAUGAUGAUCUAUCUAGCUUUUUCAUUAUGUUGACUACUAGCACGGACACACGCAACAAGGUCUAUGUCUCUACUCUUAAAGCAGAGAACUAUCCCAUAACUGCUUUACAGUGGCACCCAGAGGUAAAUCAUAUGGUACAGAGGCGACUCAAUAGAAUGGGUGACCUAAAGCCAAAACUGAAACCAGUGAUAAUUGGAGUUGUAAAAUUCACGAAGACUCUAGUUUAACAAUUACAGAUAUUGGUAGUGUUUUCAUUCAUUCGACGAUUGUAUUUAUGGUUGAAAUCCUUCACUUCUAAUGUAUUA